CGGAAGGAAAGACUCCGUGAAAUUGCAGCCCCCAUUUUGAUGAUUCAUGGAAGGGACGACCAGGUUCUACCUUUCGCUCAUGGGGUUGCUUUGAGUAAAGAGAUCAAGGAAGCCAAGUUACUCCCUUUGGAGGUGUUGGGCAUGACUUACCUCGCGGGGUUUGGAAUGUUGUUCUCCCGCUCUUUUGGAACAUACAGCGGCGUCUACGCCAACCAAAUAGGAGUAUGAUAAUACAGAAACUCCUCUCGCUGACAACUCGCCAUCCUUUUCUCAAUUGUACGCAACCAUAAUACAAC
Messenger RNA from Hyaloscypha bicolor E, 296 nucleotides. RefSeq lists its product as uncharacterized. The transcript has a single exon. NCBI's taxonomy places the organism in Eukaryota, Fungi, Ascomycota, Leotiomycetes, Helotiales, Hyaloscyphaceae. The coding region runs from base 40 to 228 and encodes 62 amino acids. The record is from RefSeq and is a predicted model, not a curated record.